Molecule: messenger RNA, 8989 nt
Organism: Portunus trituberculatus (swimming crab)
Lineage: Eukaryota; Metazoa; Arthropoda; Malacostraca; Decapoda; Portunidae
Source: RefSeq, a predicted model, not a curated record
CGCUCGCCAGGAGGGGACAUAUAGCAGGGUACGCCGCCACUCAUCAAUACCACACUUCACGGAAGCCUGCGUGCCUCCUGCGUAACCAUUGAUGGCGAAGAGUCAUACAGCUAUCUUAUUUAGUGGCUCAAGUGGCGUGUAGCCUUGAUGGGUGUGCGUGAGGCGUGUGGUGGCAAGGGUGCGACGCGCUGCUGUGCGAGGGUUGGCGGCUGGAUGUGGUAACAGUGACUGGGGAGCUUGGGAGAGGAGGGCGGGGAGGUUCUCUGGAGGAGGGAAGGAGGGGCAGAGACAGCCACUAGCCAGCCACCACACAGGCUCAGCCAGUGUUGGUCGAGGCGUGCCUUGGGGAGGGCUGCGCUGCACCCGCUCUCCUCUCAAGUUAAUGUGAAUAGAUAUUCCGUUAUUUCAGCCUCAGAAAAGGAAGUAACCAUCCUGUCGCACGUAAAAUCCUUCGUGGUAGUCGUCAUUAUUUAUACGGAGGGUCGCCUGUGACGCUCAGGGAGCAACCACGGCGAGGCCCUUUGUUGCUCUUCGCGUUACUGUGGGCAAUGCUACCUCUGUACUCGUAGCUCCUUGCCCUACAGCACCCCGCCGCGGGGGUAAUAAGCCGCCUUCUGGUGUGAUCCAAGUGUGGGUGAAGUGUUGGCGUGGGUGACUAGCAAGGGAGUGAAGUGAGACCCGCCCAGAGGAGGCAACUCGGGGUGAACUCAACACUGAACACCGUUGCGUGGAGCCCAGGCUGCUGCCACCGCCACCACCACCAUCUCCACCGGGUAUUAUGAAGAGGUGGUAGGGCGAGGCGGCGCGGGCGAGGGGGUAAUAUGGUCUCCGGGAACUCAUCCUUCGUCAGCCACGACGGUCUGCAGCCUGAGCGUGAACCCUUAACGUUUGAGACCAAAACUGAGGACCUUCCCCCUGAUACAGCUGCCCUCGUCGACCACAUCAAGCAGGUAGCUGAAGAGGUCCUUUACCACUGGAAGACCUUCCCUCUGCACCUCCCGCCGCCCGUCGCCGUCCAGCAUGACACGCCCUCCACAGUAUCUUCAGGCAACUUCGGAGUAGGAAAUGGAGGAGGAAGUUUGGGAACCGUCGGUGGAGUUGGGAGGGGUGGAGGAGGAGGAGGAGGAGGAGGAAAUGGACCCGGAAUAGGAGGUGGAGGUGGAGGAGGAGGGGGAAGCAAUGGCGGGAACGGAGGACUAGGAGCCGUGAGAGUGAAGCCCUUGAUUCUCCGCGAUGCUUUUGUCACGCCCUCCUUCGACGAGUUGGAUGCUGUGGCUGUGGACUCCAAGGGUGAUCCGCGGCGACUGUCCAACCACCACCUCCACUCCAUACGCGAGAAGGGGUUGCAUCGAGACAGUCAGGGGAAGAGAAGACGGCUCAACGGUUAUCAGCUGGAGACGCUGCGACGCUCAGGGGAGUUCGAGGUGGAGUCCCUGCACUUCCCCGGACAGACUCACCGGUGGCAGGUGUCUGGGUGGCUGCAGAAGGGCUGUGAGAAGGCACACAACUCCCUGCUGGAUGAUGUGGCUCUUGCUCUCUCCCUCAUUGUGGUCACUGCCAAGAACAGGCUCUCCUCCCCUUUAUUCUCUCUCUCCCACUCCCUGCAGUCUGUCUGGCAGGGGAUUCUCAUGCUAGUUGACCUGGCGGUGGGCAUCCCCUGGGUCCAGGCUCACAACCUGGAGGCACGCAUGAAGGAGGAACGAUGCAGCUACUUAGUUCAGGAGCUCACUUGCAAGGAUGGCGACGUGGAUGGCUUGUGUUCGUGGAUGGUGCAACAGAUCAAGCGUGCCACGUGGGAGAAGUUCCAGCUGAGUGGGGAGAAGCAGCCGCCUGUGCCGUACAUCUUCACCACACCCCAGGGCCUGGAGCUGGACCUCAGGCUCUUCAACAGGGAGUUGAUGAAGAAAGCGCUGCCAAUCCUGGUCAGCAUACUGGAGAAGGAAGCACGGGGCUGGUUCCUGCACUUCAGGGAGAAGGUUAUUGCUGACCUCAAGGCACAAAACCUCAGUGAUUAUGAGAUAGAGAAGGAGGGCAACAGGCUGGUGCAGGAGGAGUACCUUGGGCGGGUGUACUCGGCUAUCCUGGCUCACCCCGCACUGCUGGAGCUGGGCCACUCAGUCCCCGCCCUGCUGGUGAGCCACGCCAAGGCUGUCCUCCUCAUGCACAGAGCACUGGACGAGGUGGAGCGGAUAUAUGAGGAGGGAGAGCGAGCGCGUCGAGAGGAGCUAAGACACACACAUUCCAUAUUCUCCCGCAUCACACCAUGGCUCGCCGACCAGCUGGCCGCCACACACGCCACACUCAUGGAGCAGCAUAAGUGGCGGCCGCAUGAGCACGCCCUCGCCCUGUGUCGCCAGAACAACCUCCCACAGCACGCUUACUUCCUCCAGCGAGACCUGUCCUUCAUGAGAGAGAGAGAACCAGUGCUCCUUAAUGAACUCAAGAACCUGAAAGUGGCAAUGCGAGUGUUCCAGUGGCGGGCGCAGGUGUGGUUCCCAAGCAACUAUGUGGUGAGCAGAACCUUCCAGGGAGAGAGUGAGCUGAUCCCUACUGUACUGGCAUCCUCCCCCACCUGCAUCACCACCCCAAGAACUGACCCCAACCACCCAGUCUACCUGCUGGAGAAGCAACUCAUCCGCACCACCUCCACACGCUGGCCCUUCUGGCGCUGGUUCAACUUCCUGCACCGUACCUGGGCCUGGAGCUCCAACGCCCUCUUCUUCUUUGGGAUCUGGCUGCCAUUGUGCUCCCCGGUCAGCCUGCGGGCGCUGCUGUACCGGGAACCCUUCAUGUCCGACUUUGAGUUGUCACAGGUGAAUGGAACAGUGUGUCCCAGCAAGGCUUCACUCACCCCAACGCUUGCCUCUCGACUCACCACACUCUGGCGUCACAUCUCCAAGUCACGCACGCACUUCGAGACCACGCCAGAUACAGGGUUCAUUGGCAAGAGUGUGACGCGACAUAUCAACCGCAUGUGGAACUAUGUGAUGAAGGGCAUUGUGGGGACCCUCUUCCUCACCACUAUAUUCCCGCUCACCUGCCUGGUUGUCUCCAUGGGGUCAAUGGCCAUCGCUGUUGCUGCGCCUCUCUGGGUGCCGAUGUGUGUUCUUCUGACUCAUAUUGCCUGCAUCUUCAUCUACGACCUGGACUCCCCAACAGGCCUGAGGAAGUGGAGCCCCAUCAUGCAGGCACUGGCCCUCCACCUCCUGGUCCUGGGUCUCCUUCAGGCUGUCUUUGCUUUCUUCACAAUCAUAUUCAUCUGUCCUGUCCUCUCGGCUGUUGUGCUGCUGUGGGGCUUGGUACGGCGCGGCUGUCGGCAUGUGUGGGACACUGUCAUGUUCCACCUGGUGAUCAAGAAGCGUGGCAGGAUCCCCGCCUCAGACAGCUUCCUGGUGAAGCGCAUCGCUGGGCCAGGACUCCACAACAACUUCUACUACCAGAUAAGCUGUGAGCAAGCAAUAGCAGCAUUUGAAGCCAGGCUGGAGCUAGAUGAGUUGGCUGUGUACCAGAGAGAGACAGAGUCCACCAUAUACAAGCCCCUGGCAGCCUACAUGGAGUUUGUUCAGCGGUGCUUCGGUCCCUUCAGUGGGGUGAUUGGCAAGACAGGGAGCUAUGACCUGGUGGAGAGGGAGGUGCGGGAUCUGUGUCUCACCUUGCAGGAGAAAAUAGACAGGAGGAGAAGAGAUUUGGGACUCGGGCUUCCCAUCAACGUGAGGUCGAAGAUUAAACUCACUACCCGGGACCUGAAGCUGGCCCUCAAGCAAUGCACAAUAAUGGUGGAGGACUUCUACCCCACCCAUGUGUUGACCCACAUCAUCGCCCAGCCAGGGGAGGUGGUGGCAACAAGGGGGGCAGCCAACACUAGCCACAAUGAGUCAGGCCGGCCACACACGCUGCCGGCUGGGACGAGGCAUGUGGAGAUCAAUGAAAGGAGUGGGGCAAGCAGCAGCAGGAGGAAAACAGAGCACAGGGAGACUAAGUUUGCUUCCCUGGAGGAGUGGUGGGACAGCAAGGGUCUGGCGCCAGGUGAUUAUGGAGGUCUUGCUUCACUGAUAUUCACAGAAAUAUUCUCGUCAGACUUCCUCACACCUAUGGAAGAAUCAGACACAAGUUUCCAGAUGGAGGUCCAUGGUGUUAGUCUGUCCCGCUACACUGAGAUGACCCGAUGCAUGCCAGACCGACCUGACCUUGAUGAGAAGCUGACCGUCCACACGCCCCGAGGCAACAUCCAGGUCCACGCUCCUUACCUUGACCUGUCGUCCUUCACACCACUGGUACGUCAUGGGGUCCCUACUCAGAGGGCCAGCAAGACAAGCCUGGCUGCCAGACUCUCACUCAGACUCAAUCCCGGCCACAGAAUGGUGUGUGGGAGUCGGGUGCCAGAGAAGCUGCUCAUCCCCCCACCCAUCCCUCACCCUGCCCACAUCUCAGUCAUCAUCCACAACAGGGAAGCAACAGAAGCCAUCCCUCUCGAUGCAACGCUCACUGUCCAGCUGAUCCGAACAAUUGAGGAUUCCCCUCAUGUGGUGGCAACCGUCACCUCUGUGGGGGAAGAUGAGACUCCCGCCUCAGACUCCCGCUCUUCCUCUCUCUCCCAUGACCGCUCUAUCUAUGAUGACCCCUCACUCUUCGAUGGUCCCUAUAGCAGUGCCUCCCGCUCUGGCACAGCUGAUCGGCGGGGGAACUGCUCCCUGGGACGCUCCCGCACUGCCACGCUGGAAAUGACUGCCACUCUGGACCGCAUGGCGACUCUUGACCAGCGCACAAACAUGCAGGAGUAUAAUAGGUCUAGCACGCUGGAGCUGACACCCACGAGAAUGGCGCUGCGGCUGGCCACCCCCCUGCGCUCCCUCCUUGAAGGCCAGCAGCCGUUCACUGUCUCCCUCAACCUGGCGUCAGCAGAAGAUGUCAGUCUGGAGGUGGAGGAGGAGGAAAACCAGCCCAUCCCUCUCCAGCCACUCACCCACUCCACCUAUACUACUGCCGUGUGAGGAGGAGGAGGAGGUCACGGCGGUUGUGGUGAUGUGAGCCUCCCUCACUUAUCUUGCCGACUUUUUAAUCCAUUCAUUACUCAGCAGUUCUCUCUGUGAAUGUUUUCCUUCCCUCAUGAGUGACCUAGGAUGAUGUAGACCGUUUUAGUCCUCUCGCUCCACCGUCAGUCAGAGUUGUCAGUUCUACGUCUCGCCGUCAAACAUACCUGUCACCUUUUAUCUUCCGUGUGGUCGACGUUUCUGUCUCAUUGCCACUGAGACUCUGGCAACAUUACUUAUUGCCUAUUCCUUCCUUUGUUUCUCUGGGCACACACACAUGUUUGUAGUCCAGCUUUCCUGUGGGGGACUCAGUAAAAGGUGUUUGCUAUAAGGGAUCAGCUUUUUUGCAUAUCAUUUGGAACUUUUUGAAGAGUAAAGAUGAUGUGGGCUGACUUGAACUUAUGUGAAUGUGUUUUGUGUGCUAAGGUUGCUGUAGGAAGAAAGAAAAAACAGGAGGAGUUUAUGAAUGUUCCUCGGUAAACCACUUUGUUAUUUUGGGAGGUACAUUACCAAGAAAAAUGUUUGUGUUUUUUACCUUGAGUCAUAUGAGUUGAAGGAUUCUCCCAGUGACUCUCAGGAUGUUGCAUGGGUGUGUUACUGUGCAUAUAGACACUGUAUGCAUUAGCUGCCGCAAAAUUUGGAGCAAAACCAUUAGAAGUUACUGGGGGAGACUCAUACAAGACCAUUAGAAGUUACAAAUCGUAUUAAUAAGACCCCAGACACAUAUACAGUCAUGAAAUCCUUAAUGGUAUAGUAUUAAGGCUCUGGAGUGUGAUAGCCAGGGCUGUACCUACAUGUGUUGAUAAUAACGACGAUAAUGUCUUUCAUGGUGAUUUCUUUCCGGACACAUUGCACUUUUCGUCACCCAUAAGAGAUAUAAUAGAGUUACAAUGUGUCGUCAUUCACCGGUUCAUUCAUUCAACACUUGCACCAGAUUUUCCAAAGGUUUUAUUGUCUCACAGGUUGCAUUUUUAUCUCCCGCAGCAGGACAGAAAGGACUGCUGGGUUUUAUAUCAAUUUUUUCGGUAGUGUUACCCUCCAUAUCUUCAGGCGCUCAUUAUGUGUUUGAAAGGUGAUGCAAAUCCUGGUCUCGGUAAGUAUUGAUAGUAUUAUAAAAGUUUAUUAAAGUGUGAUAUUGCAAAGUGCCAUUCUCCUACGAUGUGAUCUUGACCGACUUGUGAGUGACUUAAGAAGAAAUCAAAGCAUAUUUUAAUUCGUUAGUUGUAUGUUGUAAUUAUUCAAAAUCAGGGAUGCUAAUCCAGACUCUCUGAUGGUUGUAAUUCUUCAUGGUUUUUAAAAAAGCUAUGAGUUGUAUUUCAGGCAGAUUUUUAAAAAAUAACUGGCCAUCUUUAAAUCCUCAAAAAGAAGAAAAUUUAAAAAAAGGCAGAUACAGUAAUAAACAGGAAUUAAGUAACCUUUUACAUUCACUUUCCAUAUUUAACUCUCUCUCUCUCUCUCUCUCUCUCUCUCUCUCUCUCUCUCUCUCUCUCUCUCUCUCUCUCUCUCUCUCUCUCUCUCUCUCUCUCUCUCUCUCUCUCUCUCUCUCUCUCUCUCUUAUCCCCUACCUGUCUCCUUUUAAAGUUCCACAAUUUAAAGACCAAUUAAGACUUUUUUUCAUCAUCUUUGAGUGCUAACUCUUAUCUCCUGUCAGUUUCUUUAUAAAGCCUAAAGGAAUUUCUCAACAGAUCAUCCCUUAAAUUGGUCAUUUUGUUCCUUUUUAUUAGUAUUAAUUUACCGUCAUCUCUAAACAUUUUACUGACUCAAAAUUUUAUAAUCUGUAUUUGAUAAUUAUUUUUUUCUGGACAUUUAUAGAAGACUACACUUUUUAUUAUAAUUUGAUUAAUUUUUACUGUCAAGUGCAUAUUGCUGUGAAAAGAUUCCGUGUUUAAAGAUUAAGGGAGAAAUCCCAGGUAGAGGGAAUGAAUGUGUCAGGUUACUCUGUUACUGCCUAUGACUUUGCUGAGAUGCAUUGUGGGACAGGAAGGGAGCAGAAGGACACAUGGAAAGAAAAGAACAAGUAACAAGUUUGAAUUAGACAAAUGAAGUCACAAAUCUUAAGUGUUGGUAUAUGGUAGGUCAGGGGUUUGAAGUGAGGUCAUUAUGUGGAUGUGACCAAGUUAGUAAAGGAGUUGUAUUGAAAUUACCUUGUUGAAUUUGUAUAAGGAAAUAGAGACAGGUGCUAGGAGGUGAGGUCAGAUUUGCUAAGGAAGAAAGAUUACAGCUGCCAGGGGAAAGAAUGACCAAAACUGAGCUGUGUGUUUUGUAAGAUAAGUUUUGAGAGGGAAGAAUGUAGAGCUACCAGUGGAAUGAAUGAGAAUCACCCUGGUUUUUAAGGGAUAAGUUAAAGUUAGUGUUAGAGAAGGAUAACCAGAACUGGCAGAGAAUUGCAUGGUAGAUGAGAGGAUGUUUCUUGGGAUAAACUGAGACAAGGGUGAUGCAAGUUGCCAAGAAAGCAGUAGAAAUAUACAGUGGUGAUUUUGCUUUUAGGCAGACAAGUUGAUUUAUGUCAGUGUGAGAGAAAAAUAACCAUAACUCCCAAGAAUAAGAUAAAGAAGAGAUGAUGUUAAAGGAAACCAUAUAGAGAUCACCUUAUUUUUUGGGAGGGGCAAGUAAUAAUCAUGUAAGAGAUGCAUAAAAAGAACUGUGAAGUGAGAUAAGUUGAUGGAAGUGUGAUGAUAAUUGCCAGAAAGAAGUAGAAGUGUUUAGUGAUGAGUGUGUUUCAAGGGAGACAGAUUAGUUAAGGGCAGGAAUUGUGAAGUGAGACAGGUUGAGAUAGGGUGAUGACAAUUGCCAGGGAAGAAUAGAAAUGUGUGGCAUUGUGUAUUUCCUGGGCUGCGUUAUGUUGUGUGGCGUUGUUGUGUGUGUUUGUUACCUUGAGGGGCUGCAAUGUGACGGUUUACGUACGUGUGGCUGUAACGAUGUACAUUUCUGUGAUUUAUAUUUGUGAAUCUCAUAAUGAUAUAUAUUUUGAGGCAUACUAUUAUUAUUAUUAUUAUUACUAUCGUUAUACAGCUUGACUUUGCUCUCUUUUGAUAUGUAGAAUAAUUUUACAUCCACAUACACACAGAUAUGCACACACACACACACACACACACACACACACACACACACACACACACACACACACACACACACACACACACACACACACACACACACACACACACUACUUCAGCUUUAUUGUACAGUUCUUUGACUGGUGGUACCUAAACACUACUCAGUUAUUUUUUUUUUUUUUUUUUUCUUUAUAGUGUUUGUGGUCAGAACUCAUUUUUUCACAUUCAUUAUGGUUAUUCAGUAGAUCCAGUAGACUUCAUGACUCAUUUCAUACAUCAUAAGGUUACACUGUAGUGGUUUGUGGGGGAAUGUAUAGGAAUGGCUGGUCACUACUCUGUGUGGGGUAUAGUAUUGCUACUGUCAAAUUGUCACAUUGGCUGUACUGCAGGAGUGGUCAGGCAGAGGAUACGCUGCCAAAUUAGCCAAAUUGUAAUGAAAAAUUAAAUAAGGAUGGCCAGCCUGCUCUUUUAUCAUGAAAUUUAAAAGACUGGCCAAAUAGUAGAUGUAAUAUGUUUAAUUAGACAAAGCAAAGUGUUAAAAAGUUACAAAGCUACAGUGUUAAAAAGAAAAAUGGCUGGUCACUUAUGUUGUUAUUAUUACUGUCAAAUGAUCAUGACCAGUCAGAGAGAUGAUUUAAUGCAUCAAAUCAGCCAAAUAGCAAAGUGUUUCCAAGUUUUACAGUGAUUGUUAAAAAAGGUGUUUUAAUUCAGAUCUCAUUCAUUCUCGAGUCAUGCGUGGAAGAGAAAAAUUUUGACUCAUUGGAUUGGAUGUAAGAAUCAAUAUGAUGAUAAUUAUUAUUACCAUGUACAGUGUAUAUAUCCUGUGUGCUCAUUUGUAAAUUUUGUAAAAACUUAUCCCUUCAUUAAACAUAAUAUCUUACCAAAAAUAAAUAUAGAACAUGG